CUUUCUUUCCCCCCGGCUCUGUUGCUCCAUCGCCUCCGCAUCCCUCCGGUCCCGGUACCAGGGACCGGUGACAUUCCCCCCCGCCCCCUCCUCGCCCCCCCAAAACGAGCCGGCAGCGGGACGAGCCUGGAUCAGCGGGACGAGAUGCAGGAGAGCUACGAGAGUGUCAUCUCCUUGGCCGAGGAAAUCGCCAUCAGCUGGCCGCGGAUCACCGCCUUCGCCGAAUCGCACCGGAGGAGGGGGUUGGUGGCCGAUGAUGGGUUGUUGAGCGAGAACGAAGAGGAAGACCCGCCGCCGGGCGAGCUGGAGAAGGUGGACGCCGAAGGGACGCCAGCGGGGAAGCCGAAGGGGACCAGCCCCACCGGUGCGGAGGGGACGAAGCCUGGUGACAGUCCCCAAAAACCAGAGAACCAACCCAGAAAGCCGUCGGGCAAGCGACAGGGCAAAUCAGGCCACCGAGGCUUCAAGAAAUUUCCCCCGCGGAGCUUGCUCGGCCACGGCCGGUGCCACGACUGUGGCAAAGCUUUGGCUUUCGGUUCAGCCUUCAACAAGCGCCGGCGAGGGACCGAACGACCCCAUAAAUGCCCCGAGUGCGGGAAGUGUUUUCGGCUCAGCUCGACCCUCAUCACCCACCAGCGCCGGCACGCCGGCGACAAACCCUACAAGUGCCCUGACUGCGGCAAGACCUUCAGCGUUGGCUCGGCGUUCAUCCAACAUCAACGGGUGCAUGCCGGCGCCGGUGCCGGCGCGGCGCCUUGCCAGUGCGGUGUCUGCGGGAAGAGCUUCCCAGCCAGCGCCAGUUUGGUGAAGCACCAAAAAUUGCACCUGGAGGAAAAACCUUACAAGUGCGGGGAUUGCGGGAAGGGUUUCAACUGGAAUUCCCAUCUGGAGCGGCAUCGCCGGAUCCACACCGGCGAAAAGCCCUACGCCUGCCCCGAAUGUGGUAAGAGCUUCAGCUGGAGCUCCCACCUCGACCGGCAUCGCCGUACCCACGCCGUCCCCGGCGACCCCGCUUGCCGUUGCGCCAACUGCGGUCGCUGCCCGGUUCCCCGCGGCGCCGAAGGCUCCAAAACUCCGGAGAAGCCCUUGCAGUGCGGCGAAUGCGGGAAGGGCUUCACCAAGAGCACGGCGUUGGCCAAACACCGGCGCGCCCACGCCGCCGAGAAGCCCUACAAGUGUGGGGAGUGUGGGAAGGGUUUCGGCUUGAACGCCGCGUUGCUGCAGCAUCAGCGGAGCCACGCCGCCGGCAAACCCUACCAGUGCGGUGACUGCGGGAAGAGCUUUGCCUGGAGCUCCCAUCUUGACCGCCACCGGCGUAUCCACAUGGGCGAGAAACCCUACCGCUGCGGGGACUGUGGGAAGAGCUUCUCCCAGAGUUCCCACUUGGAGAGGCACCAACGCGUCCACGCUGGCGCCGAGCAGCCCUGCCAGUGCACCGACUGUGGGAAGAGCUUCUUGGCCUCCAACAAGCGCCGCCGGCUGUUGACCGGCACCAAUGAGCGACCGUGCAAGUGCACCGACUGUGGCAAGAGUUUUCUUUGGGGUGCCCGUGCCCGGCCGGCACCGGAGAGGACCCAUAAGUGCAGCGAGUGUGGGAAGAGCUUCACUUACCGGGCAGAGAACGUCAAGCACCAAGGGACGCAGACGGGGGAGAAACCCUAUACCUGCCCCGAAUGCGGGAAGAGCUUCGGGCAAAAUUCGGCGUUGGUGAAGCACCGCCGGAUGCACACGGGAGAAAAGCCCUACAAGUGUGGGGACUGCGGGAAGAGCUUCAGCGUCCGCUCCAACCUCAUCAAACAUCAACGGACCCACCUUGGCGAGAAGCCCUACAAGUGUCCCGACUGCGGGAAGGGUUUCAUCCAGAAGUCGGACCUCACCAAGCACCGCCGGAUGCACACCGGGGAGAAACCCUACAAGUGCAACGUCUGCGGGAAAUGCUUCAGCGUCUCCUCCAACCUCAUCAAGCACCAGCGCAUCCACCUCGGCGAGAAGCCCUACCAGUGCUCCGAGUGCGGCAAGAGCUUCAUCCAACGCUCCGAGCUCACCAUCCACCAGCGCGUCCACACGGGUGAGAAGCCCUACAAGUGCCCCGAGUGCGGCAAGUGCUUCAGCCGGAGCUCCCACCUCAACCGCCACCAACGCACCCACGCCGGGGACAAGCCCAAAGCCGCCGCCGCCGCCGCCGCCGCCAACCCCUCCGGCGCCUUCUCCGGCGCCGCCUUCUCCCCGCCGUUGGGCGGUUCGGCGGCGCCCGUCCCCUCGCUGCCCUCCUUCCCCGCCUCUCCCUCGCCCCUGCCCAUCCCUCCCCUCUCCAGCCCCACCCUGGACCUGCCGUGGGCCCUCUCCUUCCCCGCCCGGGCCUUCCCCCACCCGUCCUUCCCCUCGGCCCCCGCCUCGGGGGCCCAGACCUCCUCCCUCAUCAACUGAGCGGUGCCCGGCCCCCGCCGCGGCUCCGGCCUCCUCCCCACCUCCCCAGCCGCUCGCCCGACACCCACCCGGGGGUUGGCCUCCGAGCCCCCUCGUUGGGGGGCGUGUUCCUGCCCGGAGCCGUUCGGCCUUGGUGGCUAAUUAAUGAGCUCUUUAAUUGGGGCAUGAGGACCCUGGGUGCAGCCCCAGCUCCAUCCUUCCCCCUGUGUCCCCAACCACUCGCCCAACACCCAACCGGGGUUGACCUCAAAGACCCAUCGUUGGGGGGCGUGUGAGCCGUUCAGCCUUGGUGGCUAAUUAAUGAGCUCUUUAAUUAGAGGAUGGGCGAGUCCCCUUCAUUCUGUGGCUCCAUCCUCCUCCCAACCUCCCCAGCCGCUCGCCCGACACCCAACUGGGGUUGACCUCAAAGGCCCAUCGUUGGGGGCGGAGCCGUUCAGCCUUGGUGGCUAAUUAAUGAGCUCUUUAAUUGGGGCAUGAGGACCCUGGGUGCAGCCCCAGCUCCAUCCUUCCCCCUCUGUCCCCAACCACUCGCCCGACACCCAACUGGGGUUGACCUCAAAGACCCAUUGUUGGGGGUGGAGCUGUUCAGCCAUGGUGGCUAAUUAAUGAGCUCUUUAAUUGGGGCAUGAGGACCCUGGGUGCAGCCCCAGCUCCGUCCUCCUCUCGACCUCUCCAGCCACUCACCCAACACCCAACCGGGGUUGACCUCAAAGACUCAUCGUUGGGGAGCAUGUUCCUGCCCGGAGCCGUUCAACCUUCUAAUUAACCUGGCUAAUUAAUGAGCUCACUGCUGGCACUGGGUGCUCCCCUCCAGCACGCCCCCAGCUCCACACCAGGCUCUCGACCUCCAUCCCAGUCCCCCCACUCCCCUCCCCACCACUCAUCCCAGCAUCUCCCAGGGGUGCUCCCCAGAGCAUCUUCUCACCUCACCCUUCUGCUCCCCGUCGGAUCAAGGUCCACGUCAUCACCUCCAUCUGGGUACCACCCUCUGCUCCCACCAUGGAGCAUUUUGGGAGAAAAAAACGGCAGAAAUGGGGGUUUUGCCACGCUGCCGCAUCCCGCUCUGCCCACCCAGGAGCUGCCACGAGGGACUCGGGGAUAUUUCCACAUCCCCACCUCCUGCGGCAUCUCCCUGAGCUCAUCUUAUCCCACGUCAUUCCUCAGAAACGGAGCCGGUCAAGGUUUUCUUCUUUUAUUUUUGAUUAUUUUUUUCCUUUUGGAAAGAAAAAUCCUUUUGGGCAAAACCACGUGAUUUUGUGAUGUGUUUUUUCAGGCACUUCAUGGAAUAUUUUGUUGUGUUGUUGUUGUUUUUUUUUUUUUUCUUUUCCACACAGACUUUGCAAAAACUUUCAUGCAUUUGUGGUGGGUUUUUUUUUAUUAUUAUUACUGAUUUUCCUGAAUUUUUACAUUUGCUUUUGCUCCGUCCAUCGGAGCGGGAUUCGGUGCAUUUUGGUACUAUCGGGAAAAGGUGGUGGCGGUGCUUUUUUUGCUGCCUGAAAUCCCGAUUACUCCCGUUUCCUGAUUUCUCCCUGUUACCGGGGAAGCGAGGGCUUCUCGGGGGAAAAUAAAUGAAGAUUUAAAAAAAAUUUUUAAAAAACACUAAAAGAAACAGAAAGGGUUACAUGCAAAAUAGAAAAGCAUCGAAAGAAAUACAGAAGAGAAAGAAUUAAGGUGGAGAAAGACUUUUUUUUUUCCCGAAAGAGGAUAAAAAGCUGAAAUAGGACCUUUGGAAAAGUAGGGAAUUGCUGAAAUCUCUGGAAUUGGGAAAGUUUCAGCUGAAAAGAAAAUAAUUCAAGAGGUACAGAGAUGCUACAGGAAGGACUUGUCAUGUUUAUUGAAAAGAAUAAAAUAUCGGCAAGAGGAACAGGUAGUACUGUAGGUGCAAAAAAAGAGGAAAAAUAUCAAAAUGUGGAAAAAAAAUCUAGAAAAUGAAGAGGAGGAAAAGAAAGCAAAGGAUGUAUGGAAUAGAAAAAAAAAAAAAUCAGUGAUUAAAAUAGAGAAAGGGAUAAAAACAACCAUCCUGAGGAAGUACGCCGAGCCGGGGUUGGACGCGGCAGCAGCGGGAGGUGCUGCCGGACCGUUGGAUGCGGGAAAAAAGAAUAAUAAUUCAAAAAAAAAACAAAAAACCCAAAACCAAACAAAAAUCCCAGAGUGGAUGGAAUUGGCUCUGGGUGUUGGCUCGGGGCCGCGCAGCUUGGAGGUGCGAUGGGCGGAGGAGAAGUGACGCAGGGCGGGGUGCGGCCGCGGGACGCGGAGCUGCACCGUCCCCUUGCCCGAUGAAGGAGCCCCCGAGGAUUGUCCCCGGCUUGGCGCCCUGUGUUUUGGGGACCUGCCGGGCUCCCCGGCCGCCCCGCCGCACAACCGGGGUGUCACCCAUGGCACAACGGGGGUGUCACCCAUGGCACAACGGGGGUGGCGGCGAUGGCGCGACUGUGAUGUCACUGACGGUAGAAUCGUGAUGUCACCGAUGGCACAACCGUGGUGUCACCGAUGGCUGCUGGCGUGGGCAGGGUGUCACCGACGGUUCAGCCAUGACGUCACCGAUGGCACAACUGGGAUGUCCCCGACGGUAGAACCGUGAUGUCACUGACGGUAGAACCGUGAUGUCACCGACGGUAGAACCGUGAUGUCACCGAUGGCACAACCGUGGUGUCACCGAUGGUAGAACCGUGGUGUCACCGAUGGCACAACCGUGGUGUCACCGAUGGCUGCUGGCGUGGCCAAGGUGUCACCGAUGGUUCAGCCAUGACGUCACCGAUGGCACAGCUGGGAUGUCCCCGACGGUAGAGCCGUGAUGUCACCGAUGGCACAACCGGGGCGUCGUCGCUGACACAACCAUGAUGUCCCUGGGGACGUUAAUUCCUCCUUCGCGUCGCGGGAGGACCCUCCGGACACCCCCCACCGCCUUCGGAUCCCCCAGUUGCUGCCUUGAAAGCAGCACCAGCCCCACUUUGGGGGGGGGGGGGGAGAAGGGGAAGAAACUUGUUUCGAGGAGCCCCAAAAUCUCAUGUUCUUGCCUCAGUUUUGCCCGGCGGUCGACGAGAGCUGCUGCUGGGGCUUGGUUCUUGACCCCCACCUCCACAUCACCCCAGCCAUGCACUAAUUAGGCAUCCAUGGGCAGGCUGAUGGUGCUCACCCCUCCCUUGCACUAAUUGUGCAUUAACGAACGCACUAAUUACACGCUGCCGUUCAGAUGCCACCCUGCCUUCGGGCCCUCUGGCCAAUUUGAGCCAAAUUAACCCAAAAUCAAGGGUUAAGAUGAUGUGGCUCGGUGGCUUGGCCACCUCGCCACUGCCAGGCUCUGUGGGUGGGGGUCACCAGGGAAGGGGAGGGGGGACACACAAGAAAACUCCCUCCCCCUUGCCCCACGGAGCCCAGGACCUUGCAAAUGGAAAGCGGGGAAGGGGGAGGAAGAGGAGGGAUGGGGGAUGAAGUCAAGAACCUCCCCCGGGGUUCAAAUAAUUGAAUUAUUUUAGGAGGACAUGGUGACCGUGCCAUGGGCGCAGGGUCCCACGUGGAGCCACGAGGGACAAAAGCCACCCCGAAAAGAGCACGAAGGGCUUCAGCGAGGAUAUUCUGGGGAGAAAAAAACCCCCCACCGAACUGCGAUUUAAGUGAAAUUUAUAUAUUUUCUGGUGUUGUCCGUGCUUCCGAAACCAGCGUGGACGUGUCGCUGUGCUGCUUGUCAACGGUCCCUUCCGUGUCCGCUUUCGGGGACCGCUUUGCCUUGUCACCGCGGCUCGCGUCUAUUUUUUGGGGUUUUUUUUUUGUUUUUUUUUUUUUUUUUGAGUCGCUUUCUUUCCAUGAGUAGUAAUAAAUUAGAGCCUAGCUACC
This is a messenger RNA of Tyto alba (common barn owl), 6261 nucleotides long. RefSeq names its product zinc finger protein 271-like. The transcript has 4 exons. NCBI's taxonomy places the organism in Eukaryota, Metazoa, Chordata, Aves, Strigiformes, Tytonidae. Bases 145 to 2427 code for a protein of 760 amino acids. The record is from RefSeq and is a predicted model, not a curated record.